CUGGAACAAAACAGACCAUAUAAAUAUGAAUCAGCUCAUCAGAGGCUACAUUUAACGGCAACAGAAGAACCAUGUUUUCUCUCAGUGUCCUCCUGCUUACCUUGAUGCUUCUGAACUCCAGAUUGCUGAUAUCUGCAGAGACUGUAAUUACAUGUGAUGGGAAUGUCCAGCAUCUCAGUUGUGAUACUGGUGUGAUCAGUGUACAAUCAGCGACGUGUGGCCGCACAAGCAGCCUGAUUUGUAGCGUUGGGCGACCACCAUCUGAAACAUCUAAUACUAAAUGUUCAGUGGAUGUUCCUGCAGUCUCUAAACGGUGUAAUGGACUGAGGGAGUGUGAGUUAAACACUCAAGGACUUGCACCAAGAGAUCCAUGUUAUGGCACCUACAAGUACUACACUACCAACUACAUUUGCAUCCCGGCAGAAACAAGUGUGACCUGUCAUUAUGGAUACAGUUAUUUGAAAUGUGAAAAUGGUAGGAUUCAGAUAAAUACUGCAAACUAUGGACGUACAGAUAAAACCACCUGCUCUGAAGGACGUCCAUCCGAACAGGUCCAAAACACCAAUUGCUAUUCACCCAAUGCACUGUCUCCUGUGUCCAAAAGCUGCAAUGGCCUGGAAAGUUGUGAGGUGUUUGCGACACAUACAGUCUUUACUGAUCCCUGCGUUGGCACAUACAAGUACCUCGCAAUCUCUUAUUUUUGCCUCCCACCUGCAGUUCGUUCCAGUUUAGUCUGUGAACAUGAGACGAGUGUCCUGACCUGUGAUGAUGGGACUGUCAUACGCAUUCAAAGCGCUAACUACGGCCGAACUGACAGCAGCACAUGCUCUGCUGGACGACCUGCUUCUCAGCUUGCCAAAACUGACUGCUACGCCUUAAAUUCACAGACAGUAGUCGCUAACGGAUGUGAAGGGAAGAGAAGCUGCUCCAUUUUAGCCUCCAACAGUGUCUUCUCGGAUCCAUGUGUCGGCACAUUCAAGUACCUGUACAUCUCGUACACCUGCGAGUCUAAGUAGAACGACAGCUGGUGUUGUGGAUUUGGCCUCUUCGGUUCUCUAUCAGCAUCUUUACUUUAAAUGCGCUAAAACUAAAUCAAUUUCUUAAUUGUUAAUGUAUAUGAUAUGGUAUUUGCCGUCAAUUCAG
Labeo rohita (rohu) is the source of this 1143-nucleotide messenger RNA. RefSeq names its product L-rhamnose-binding lectin CSL2. The record is from RefSeq and is a predicted model, not a curated record. NCBI's taxonomy places the organism in Eukaryota, Metazoa, Chordata, Actinopteri, Cypriniformes, Cyprinidae. The transcript has 12 exons. Gene Ontology annotation, molecular function: carbohydrate binding. Bases 72 to 1016 code for a protein of 314 amino acids.